AACGCAAGUGGCGUAUAUGUGCAACGUGGCAUUGUCAGAGAACUCGAUAGUAAGGGCGAAUCGUUGGGUAAUGGAUAUUUGAGCGGGAACCGCUUGACGAUUCCGCUGGGGAGUAGGUCGAAGGUGACAGACAACCGGGUGUACGCAGUGGCUUCACAAACCGCACAAUAAUCCUCCGUCUCCGCCUCGCCUCGCGAGCAGUAUCACGCUCCACUGGCCUUUUAAAUAAUCCUCUGACUAAUCAAUCAUGGGGAAUAUGUUUGCAACAUUAUUCAAAGGCCUCUUUGGCAAAAAAGAAAUGAGAAUUUUGAUGGUGGGUCUUGAUGCAGCAGGUAAAACCACAAUACUGUACAAAUUAAAAUUAGGGGAAAUUGUUACUACAAUUCCUACUAUAGGUUUCAAUGUAGAAACAGUUGAGUAUAAGAAUAUAAGUUUCACCGUAUGGGAUGUAGGUGGCCAAGAUAAAAUAAGACCACUCUGGCGACAUUAUUUUCAGAAUACGCAAGGUUUGAUAUUCGUCGUUGAUAGUAAUGAUAGGGAACGUAUUGGCGAAGCACGCGAAGAAUUGAUGAGAAUGCUCGCGGAAGAUGAACUGAGAGAUGCGGUACUCCUCAUAUUUGCUAACAAACAAGAUCUGCCAAACGCAAUGAACGCAGCAGAGAUCACUGAUAAGUUGGGAUUACAUUCUCUACGUAAUCGUAAUUGGUAUAUCCAAGCAACGUGUGCCACAAGUGGGGACGGACUUUACGAAGGCCUCGAUUGGCUUUCCAAUCAGCUAAAAAAUGCCAACCGCUAAUUGGGAAAUUAUUCUGUCAACAUUCUAGUUGCUACAUUAACAUCAUACAAAAAUAGCUGCACACCUGUCCCCCCUCGGCUCUUUGCGAUAAAUGAGUAACAUUAUAAGAAACAAAAUAUUAACUGCAAGGUCUCUUUGAUCUUGAAUGGUGGAUAUAGAAGGUUUAUUACUGAGAAUUGUCUGUGUCGGCAGUUUUUCGGGGGGAGGAGUGAGCAAGCGGGGCCGUGGGCACACGAUCGAACGGCCACACCGGACUAUUGCCUUGCGCAAAUCUUAUUAUUAUUAUUAUUAUUAUUAUUAUUAUUAUUAUUAUAUUAGCAUUAUAGUUACACAACUUUUUACACAGAGAUGCCACGAAAAUGUGGAGAACUUGAAGUAAUUAUAUUAAAGUACCUAACUCUGAAACAUACGAUACACAUUAAUUAAUGAAUAAUUUAAAUGAUACCUUCGAUAAAAAAAAUUCCAAACGAUGAAAAACAAGAAUAAAGUACCCACAGUGUUAUCAGUUUUGAAUGCGUUGGACAUACCGAUUAUCAUAAUGUAGCUGCAUAUUGUACAUUACAUUAUAUAAAUACGAUAAAAUGUGAUCAGUAGACAA
Nylanderia fulva is the source of this 1394-nucleotide messenger RNA. RefSeq names its product ADP-ribosylation factor 1 (gene Arf79F). NCBI's taxonomy places the organism in Eukaryota, Metazoa, Arthropoda, Insecta, Hymenoptera, Formicidae. Gene Ontology annotation, molecular function: GTP binding; GTPase activity. The record is from RefSeq and is a predicted model, not a curated record.